GUGUUGAAACAGAUUCGGUGCUGAACCUGGCUUGCCUGGAACGCGAAGCUUGAAACAGCAAUCAAACAGUGGUUAAUGAAAAGUUGUCUCUGCGGGAGCUACUUUCUGCGUGGUGUUUGUAAUUAAGUUAUACAAUGGGAAAACACUGUGCACGGGUGAUGUUCGUUGUCGCGUGGGUGGCCUUUGUUGGGCGCUUCGAUGUGACAGUAGCUCUCAAGGACUGCAUAGAGGCCGAUAGUCCCCUGUCGUGUUAUGGAGCGAAAAUGUUUCGAAAUGUGAUGAAGAAGCUGGACAAAGAGAAGUCCCUCCAGCUGGCGUCAGGCGUGGAAGUUGUGGCAAUUGGUGAUGCUGGGGAGGAACAAGAACGGGCUCUGAACGCGAUUGGCAACGAACAGGAAGGACUAUUCGAUCGAAUUGGCCGAUAUUUGGCCACUCAUGAGCUUAGAUUUAACGUGGGGGAAAUGGUACGAAAAGUCGAUAUCCAAGAUGUGGUUCGGUCAGUGUUUAACACAGUUCAACAAGAGUUGAUGGCGAAUAUGGAAGAGGGCCGCAAAAAGGAUAAAGGAGGAUUAGGAGCACUCAUGAUGCUGGGCGUCAUGAUGAGUAAGCUGCUGGGCGCAAUCGGGUUCGGCAGUGUUGCCAUGCUUGCGAUGAAAGCCCUCGGUGUGUCCACUAUAGCCCUGGUACUCUCCACCAUCAUUGGGCUUAAGAAGCUGACCGAUAGCGGUGGAGACAGUAAGGGUCGCCAGGACUCGAGUAUUCGUGUCGUCCCCGGUGAACCGAUCCACCGCAACGCCUACGACGAUUAUAAUAUGGAUAAUCAAAAACGACGGCGGCGGCGGGCCACGGAGACUCUACCAUAUCGCGGAUGGAGUGCGAUUUCUACGUAGAAUUAUCGGGAGCUACUUAAGCAACUCAAUCAGUAUUUAAGAAAUUUGAAAAAGUUGUAAGAAGACUCGAUUGAAUCAGAAACAUAUUUUCUGGAUACUAGAUUAAUGACAACUUAAUCAUUCUUGAAACGAAAAAUACAAAGAUGAUGUAUGGUGAUAAUGUCACAGAUUGUAAGGUAGGGAACCUUAUUUGAAGAGUUUUUGUAGCUUCUUGUGUAUUGAGACGACAUACUCGAAAUGUGUGAAGUGAAAUACAAACAUAACUAUA
Wyeomyia smithii (pitcher-plant mosquito) is the source of this 1158-nucleotide messenger RNA. RefSeq lists its product as uncharacterized. The record is from RefSeq and is a predicted model, not a curated record. The transcript has 2 exons. NCBI's taxonomy places the organism in Eukaryota, Metazoa, Arthropoda, Insecta, Diptera, Culicidae. Bases 135 to 890 code for a protein of 251 amino acids.